This is a messenger RNA of Klebsormidium nitens, 2691 nucleotides long. The record is from the annotation of a GenBank genome assembly. NCBI's taxonomy places the organism in Eukaryota, Viridiplantae, Streptophyta, Klebsormidiophyceae, Klebsormidiales, Klebsormidiaceae.
CGUAUUAAAGCGAAAAGUGACGAUAGGUACGCUGAAGCCUGGAACUUGAAGCGUGACGGUGAUUUUGAGUGACAUAGGUAGGUAGGUAUGAAGGAUUAUACUGCUGCAGCUCCAACUUCCAAGUCCAAGCUGCCGCAAUGGCUGAGCUACCGUAGCAAACAGACACUGAGAUAGGGAAACAGCCGAGUCUCAUGCUGCAUUAGGGGGCCGGAGCGAUCAGCAAAAAGCUCUGCAUUGAAAGGCGACAUCCGAGCUGCUGAGUAGUGGUGCGACACAUGAGCGUCCAUCAGUUCCCCAGAGAUAACUUCAGACCCGCAGUAAUAAGUGUCAAGAAAAACUUAAUGGUUCUCUAGGACUCGAACUAUGGUUGCAAGGGUGACGUCUCCCCGGUCAGGCGCCGCGGGCGACGUCACCAUGCGAAGCAUCAGCCGCCAGACCCUGGUUAUGCUGCCGGUGGGAAUAAUAGUCUUUGGGUUGGUGCUGUUUGUCCUGCACUCGUCCGGCAAGCUGUCGCACUUUAAUCCUGGCCCUUUGAGCCAGUCUGUAUCAAACGACAGUCCCUUUUCCUCGUCCUUUCUUGCGGCGAGGUACAAUGUCCAGCUGAAUGCACGUAGCUUGAAGGAGCUGUGGAGCGGCGUCGACAGUGAUCAAGGGCCCAAGAAACCGCAGGAUCAGAUUGGCCUGCCACCCGUCGAUAGCCUACGGCUGCCAGAUGGAACUGCCGAGCACAUUUCAGAGAUUAUACACAAGCAACUGAGCGGGUUUCUGGCAGCCAAAGAGAAGGAAUCUGUUGUGCAAGACGGUUCCAGGCCGUUCUCACAGGAGCUGCUUCCGGAACUGGUCUCAAAGAAGGUUACAGCAUCAAUAAGUUCCCAGUUGAACAGUCAAUUUGCGAUCUGGAGCAAGCAAGUGGAGGAACUUAAGCAAGCGAUCUCGCAAGCAAAAGCUUCUGCAGCCGAGUUGAAAGAGGCGCAUGAAGAUAAGACGCAGCUCACUAGUGUGGAUACUGUGGAGGUCGAGCAGCUUGUCAGCCAUUGGGACUUGCAGUUCAACCUGAGUUCCCACAUCAGUCUACCGAAGAGGAGCAGCAUAACUGAACAAGUCCUUCCAGCACCGCAUCUCCAGGACUGUGAAGCAGUGACGAUACUGCGCAAGACUUGGGAUCAGCGCUCUUCCGACGGGUCACUGCCGGCUUGGUAUACAGGUGGCGCCGAUGACGCUGCAAUGACGUCUGCGCGCCCGCAGCCGCCUUGGGUGGUUGGAGCGGAUCUGGACAAUCUCCAGGGAACGCGGGCGGCGCAGGCAGCAAUCUGGGCGCAUCAGCAUCCUAAGGACUGCCGCGAUCCGGCGCACAAGUUCCUGGUCGUCAACUGGUGGGUCGCCAACGGCCACGGCAUCGGGUCGCAGCUGCACGGCUGGAGCGUCUUCCUCGCAGUGGCCAAGACCUACAACCGGACUCUCAUCAUGACCGACUCUUUCACCCGAGCGGACCACGAGGGCUGCGUUGGGCUCGGCCGCAAGUCCAGCCUGGGCUGCUAUUUCAUGGCCCCAGAAGACCCGGUGUGCAAACAAGUGGCGCUGGAGCUUCUCAACGAGCAGAACCGUGCCGGGAUCGGUCAGCCGAUCCAUCACAACCUCAAUUCCAGAGCUGAGAUCGACGCCGUUCUGAGGAACAGCACAGAGCGCGUGUUGCAUUACGGGCACAACUUGGAGCAGGCCACCGCCUUCUGGGAUCUGGUGCCUGACGGCCCUUGGGGCCAACCCUGGAUCUCGGACCCAACCACGACGGAGGAAGUGGCGGGGAAGCUUUUCGACGGGGGCGAGUCGACCAACAGGAUGCGCUGGUGGCGCGCGCAGGCGACCAGCUACCUGCUCCGGUUCCCCACCCAGUACCUGUGUUCGCUGUGCAACCACGAGCGGAACCGGAACUACGGAAGGAAGGUGGCCAGGGAAGUCCUUGAAGCGAAGCAGAGGCAGCUUCAAGUCUCCACCGAGGACGAAUUCAACAAGAAUCUGAUGGUCGGAGAGCUGGAGCAUACGCUAUGGAGUUCGGGCUCCGGUCUUGCGCCUUAUUUCCCCCGUCCUAUGUUGUCUAUCCACGUGAGACAAGGGGACAAAGGGAUCGAGAUGCGGCUGUUCGACUUCGGGAGUUACAUGGCGCAGGCGGAGCGCAUUCGGCGGCACGACCCGAGCGUCAAGACCAUUUGGCUCAGCACGGAGAUGCAGAGCGUGGUCGAUGACACGCGUCGUUACCCCGCGUGGGAGUUCCUUUACACCAACACCUCCCGGAUCUUUGGCGCGGACCGCAUCCCUGACGCUCGGCAAAAUGUGGACCACGCUUUCGUGAAUCUGAUGCUAAGCGCGGAAGCGGACUACUUCGUAGGCGCGCUCGGAUCAAAUUGGAACAGGCUGAUCGACGAGCUUAGGAAGACGCUCAUGGGUCGCCUCCGGGCCGGGCAUAUAUCGUUCAACAUUGCUGAGUGAAGGGCGACCACGACCUUGUGUGCUUGUGGUGAAGUAACCGCUGGUCACUGAGCACGAGCUGGAGGUUAACGUGGAAGAGUGUACAUAAUUGGGAGACUUCGUGCUGUGAGCCUCCUUCAUACAUUGCAAAAGCGGGUUGUUCCCGUGCGCGCCAUGACUUUGAAGCUACCCUGCACGCGUAGCAUAUAAUCUUUCUCUUUGUUUUUU